ACAAGAGGAGCUCUCACUAUAAAACAGAGCACAUGUGCUUCUCACUAACCACACAACAGAGAAGCAAAGAAGCAAAGAAAGCUCAUUUGGUGGAAAGCAAAGAGAUUGAAGAAAAGUAACUAUGGCAAAGGACGUGGAAGCCGUUCCCGGAGAAGGAUUUCAGACAAGAGACUAUCAAGAUCCGCCGCCGGCGCCGCUGUUUGACCCGGAGGAGCUAACAAAGUGGUCUUUUUACAGAGCAGUCAUCGCCGAGUUCGUAGCCACUCUUCUCUUCUUAUACAUCACCGUUUUGACAGUCAUCGGUUACAAGAUUCAGUCCGAUACUACUGCCGGCGGCGUCGAUUGCGGCGGCGUUGGAAUCCUCGGUAUCGCUUGGGCCUUUGGUGGCAUGAUCUUCAUCCUCGUCUACUGCACCGCCGGUAUCUCUGGUGGUCACAUAAACCCAGCAGUGACAUUUGGGCUACUCUUGGCCCGUAAAGUGUCGUUAGUGAGAGCCAUAUUGUACAUGGUGGCUCAGUGUUUGGGUGCAAUUUGUGGAGUUGGGUUCGUCAAAGCCUUCCAAAGCUCGUACUACAUCCGUUACGGUGGUGGAGCCAACUCUCUAGCCGAAGGCUACAGCACAGGCACUGGCCUCGCUGCAGAGAUCAUCGGUACUUUCGUUCUCGUCUACACCGUCUUCUCUGCCACCGACCCAAAACGUAGCGCCAGAGAUUCCCAUGUUCCGGUGUUGGCGCCACUUCCGAUCGGAUUUGCGGUGUUCAUGGUACAUUUAGCUACCAUUCCGAUCACCGGAACCGGAAUUAACCCGGCAAGGAGUUUCGGAGCAGCCGUUAUCUUCAACGAGAGCAAGCCAUGGGAUGACCACUGGAUAUUUUGGGUGGGACCAUUCAUUGGAGCUGCGAUUGCUGCAAUCUAUCACCAAUUCGUUCUAAGGGCUUCAGGUUCCAAGUCUCUCGGAUCAUUCAGAAGUGCCGCCAACGUCUAAAAACACUCUUAUCCACCACCAAAUUAAAGCAGAUCCUGAAAUAAAAUAAAAGGAUAACUGCAAAAUAGUUUGUUAUCUUCUAUAUGUAUGUACAAAUCCACAUCAGUCACUUGCACUACUCUUUUCUUUUCUUAAUGCUUUUUUACUUGCUCUUUGUUGUGAAUUUUCUUCCCGCGUAAUUGUGUUUAUUUCGCCAAUGCCAAGUUUAUCGAGUGAUUGGAAAUCAAAGAGUGUUCUUAUUGCGGUUGUGUCUCUAUAUUUAUGUUUACAUCUAAUGUACAUCUCCUCUACAUA
This is a messenger RNA of Eutrema salsugineum, 1279 nucleotides long. RefSeq names its product aquaporin PIP2-1. Gene Ontology annotation, molecular function: water channel activity. NCBI's taxonomy places the organism in Eukaryota, Viridiplantae, Streptophyta, Magnoliopsida, Brassicales, Brassicaceae. Gene Ontology annotation, biological process: transmembrane transport. Bases 122 to 985 code for a protein of 287 amino acids. The transcript has 4 exons. The record is from RefSeq and is a predicted model, not a curated record. Gene Ontology annotation, cellular component: plasma membrane.